This is a messenger RNA of Ornithodoros turicata, 966 nucleotides long. RefSeq lists its product as uncharacterized. Bases 1 to 966 code for a protein of 321 amino acids. The transcript is spliced from 2 exons. The record is from RefSeq and is a predicted model, not a curated record. NCBI's taxonomy places the organism in Eukaryota, Metazoa, Arthropoda, Arachnida, Ixodida, Argasidae.
AUGCAAGAAACUAAGAGAUCCGUGCUGCAGGCCUCGGCAAGAGUCUUCGACCCGCUAGGCUUUCUUUCACCGUAUACCAUUCGCGUCAAGCUCCUGUUUCAGAAGCUGUGGAAGACAAGGUUGGAUUGGGACGACCCACUCCCGAACGACCUGGCAAAACCUUGGCGCUUAUGGUGUUCCGAGCUGCCCCAGCUGUGUAACGUCGCUGUGGACCGGUGCGUGCUGCCGAAGACAGGUACACGAUACUGCUGCGAGCUUCACAUAUUCACGGACGCAUCGCCACACGCGUAUGGAGCAUGCGCAUAUUUGAGAACUGUGAGCGACGCGGAAGAAACUAAGUCGUCGUUGCAAGUGGCCAAGUGUGACACCAAAUUCUGGACUGACUCCACGGUCACGCUGAACUGGAUCAGAGGCGAAGCGAACAGAUGGAAGCCCUUCGUUCGCAACAGAGUUAUUGAAAUUCAAGAAGGCUGCAACAAGUCUCAGUGGAGGCACUGUCCAGGGAGCGCCAAUCCGGCAGACUUUCUAACGAGAGGAUUGCCCGUCACAGCAUUAAUGGGGGACAAACAGUGGUUCGAGGGUCCGCCAUGGCUUUCUAAAAGUCAGGAAUUUUGGCCAAUAUCUACUGAAAAUGGCUGUGGUCACCUCAGUCACAUCGAAGAAGAAAGGAAACGUGGAGCUAUAAUGACGACGUACGUCGAAACAGCUGUUCCUGCACUGCUUGACCUCGGAAAGUACAGCGAUUAUCAACGCAUAUUACGGAUCACAGCGUGGAUACUGAGAUUCGUAGAGAACGGCCGUGCGACGUCGAAGGUUACGGGCCCGCUGACAGCUAUGGAAGUUGAGAAGGCUGAGAUGUUCUGGAUUCGGCGGGCGCAAAAUGAAUCAUAUCCGGAAGAGUUACUAGCUCUGCGACAGAGAAGAGAGAUCGCACAGGGAUCAAAGAUUGCACGAUUACGACCGUAG